AUGGCAGCCGCUUCGUUGGACGACUCUAACAAGGCCGCAACGAGCCACACAGAGAUUUCCAAUGGCGCCCCAAACCAUGCGGCCCCUGAGAAAUUCGGCGAGUCCACGGUCGUCCUCGAUCCCAAGGCCGAGGCGAGGCUCCGCAUGAAGCUCGAUUUCAUGAUUGUGCCGACCGUCUCGCUACUCUACUUGUUCUGCUUCAUUGACAGAGCAAAUAUUGGAAACGCCAGGAUUGCCGGCCUUGAGAACGAUCUGGGGUUGAAGGGCUACGACUACAAUGCCCUCCUCUCCGUCUUCUACAUUUCCUACGUCCUGUUCGAGAUCCCGUCAAACGUCAUGUGCAAGUGGAUUGGGCCCGGCUGGUUCAUCCCCGGCAUUUCACUCUGCUUUGGAGCCAUCUCUAUCGCCACGGCUUUUGUCCAAAACUUCUCUCAAGCUGCAGGUGUCCGAUUCCUUCUCGGUGUGUUCGAGGCUGGGAUGCUACCCGGUAUUGCCUACUACUUGUCUCGAUGGUAUCGACGCGCGGAGCUUACCUUCCGCCUGUCGCUUUACAUUGUCAUGGCGCCCUUAGCCGGCGCUUUUGGAGGCCUCCUGGCCUCGGCAAUUCUUACGUUGCCACAUUUUGGAAGCCUCACUAGUUGGCGCAUGAUCUUUGCCAUUGAAGGCAUUGUCACUUGCGGAUUAGCAAUCAUCAGCUUCUUCACGCUCACCGACCGGCCCGAGACAGCAAGGUGGCUCAGUCGCGAGGAGCGCGAACUUGCCGCCGCCCGCAUCAGAUCUGAGCGUGUCGCCACCACCGAGGUGCUCGAUCGUAUGGACAAGAAGAAGCUCCUCCAGGGCAUUCUCAGCCCUGUCACGCUGUCGACGGCCGCUUGUUUCCUGCUAAACAAUAUUACCGUCCAGGGCCUGGCGUUCUUCGCUCCUACCAUUGUCCGCACCAUCUAUCCAACCCAGACCACCGUCAUGCAGCAGCUCCUGACCGUCCCACCCUAUGCCGUCGGCGCUUUUUUUACCCUUUUCAUCCCGUUGCUCAGCUGGCGUUUCGACCGCCGCCAGAUCUUCCUGAUUCUGUGUGCCCCGCUGGUCAUCGUCGGUUACGCCAUUUUCUUGGGUACUCUGGACGCUUCGCCACGCUAUGCCGCCACCUUCCUCCUGUCCAGCUCCCUGUUCGCCGUCGGGCCCCUGAGCAAUUCCCAAGUCAGCGCCAAUGUUGUCUCGGAUACAGCACGCAGCAGCGCCAUCGGUCUGAAUGUCAUGUGCGGCAACUUAGGCGGCCUCAUCGCUACAUGGAGUUACCUUCCCUGGGAUGGGCCCAGAUAUCCUAUCGGCAACGGUCUCAACUUGGCUGCUACUGCUGCCACAUUGAUCAUUGCUACAGCUACACUGUUUUGGAUGAAGCGGGAUAAUAAGGUGCGUGAGCGCCGCAAUGCAGAGGAGGAGCUCGCGGGCAUGUCCCUGCAGGAGAUUCAGGACCUCGAUUGGAGGCAUCCCGACUUCCGGUGGAAGCCUUAA
Canariomyces notabilis is the source of this 1512-nucleotide messenger RNA. Its product is annotated as MFS general substrate transporter. The record is from RefSeq and is a predicted model, not a curated record. Bases 1 to 1512 code for a protein of 503 amino acids. Gene Ontology annotation, biological process: transmembrane transport. NCBI's taxonomy places the organism in Eukaryota, Fungi, Ascomycota, Sordariomycetes, Sordariales, Chaetomiaceae. Gene Ontology annotation, cellular component: membrane. Gene Ontology annotation, molecular function: transmembrane transporter activity. The transcript has 5 exons.